Messenger RNA from Anolis sagrei ordinatus, 6008 nucleotides. It is a transcript of the gene ITGA11, whose product is annotated as integrin subunit alpha 11. Gene Ontology annotation, molecular function: integrin binding. The record is from RefSeq and is a predicted model, not a curated record. Gene Ontology annotation, biological process: cell-cell adhesion; integrin-mediated signaling pathway; cell-matrix adhesion. Gene Ontology annotation, cellular component: integrin complex; external side of plasma membrane. Lineage: Eukaryota; Metazoa; Chordata; Lepidosauria; Squamata; Anolidae.
CUCCUGGGGCUGUGACUGCGCUUCUCUCCCAAUCCUUCCUUUUUGCUCCAUUCCAACUCAAUGUUGCGGCUGCGGCUGCUGCACCUCCUCCCAUGAACUCCCUCCCACUUCCUUCCAAGGAGUUCCUUCUGUCAGGGCAGAGCUGGGAGCAGGAGGAGGAGAAGCCUGAAGGAUCAGUGGAGAGCACUUCUUUCUGUGGAGAGUGGAGCUCCUUGGCUGAGCAUCACUUUUGGUGGACCUUUGGGCAGGUGGCCACCACUGCCACCAAUUCCCUCUUGGGCCUCCAUGGACUUCUACGGAGGGCUGACGGUCGCCUGGGCUCUCUGCCUCCUCCCAGGAUUCUGUGAUGCUUUCAACAUCGACACCAAAAGGCCGCGGAUCAUACCAGGCUCCAAGGAGGCGUAUUUUGGCUACACGGUUCAGCAGCACGAAAUCAAUGGGAAGAAAUGGUUGGUGGUAGGAGCUCCAUAUGAGACCAGCGGCCAUCAGAAGACCGGCGACGUCUACAAAUGUUCAGUGAAUGGCGAAACCAACAGUACCUGUUCCAAACUCAAUCUCGGAAGAGUAACUCUUUCCAAUGUGUCGGAGCGCAAGGACAACAUGCGCCUGGGUCUGAGCCUGACCACAAACCCCAAAGACAACAGCUUUUUGGCCUGUAGCCCUCUCUGGUCUCAUGAGUGCGGAAGUUCUUACUACACCACAGGAAUGUGCUCUCGAGUGAACUCCAACUUCAGAUUCUCCAAGACGGUGGCUCCAGCCCUCCAGCGAUGCCAGACGUACAUGGAUAUCAUUAUCGUUUUGGAUGGUUCCAACAGCAUCUAUCCCUGGGCGGAAGUUCAGGAUUUCCUGAUCAAGAUCCUGAAGAAGUUCUACAUUGGACCAGGCCAGAUUCAGGUUGGAGUCGUGCAAUACGGGGAAGACGCGGUGCAUGAGUUUCACUUGAACGACUACCGCUCUGUCAAGGAUGUGGUGGCAGCCGCCCGACACAUUGAGCAACGCGGAGGCACCUUAACCCAGACGGCAUUUGGGAUUGAGUUCGCCCGCUCAGAGGCCUUCAAGAAAGGCGGCCGGAAGGGAGCCAAGAAAGUUAUGAUUGUGAUCACAGACGGCGAGUCCCACGACAGCAUUGAUCUGGAGAAGGUCAUCGAAGGCAGUGAGAAGGAUAAUGUCACCCGCUAUGCUGUGGCCGUCCUUGGUUACUACAACAGGAGAGGGAUCAACCCUGAAGCUUUUCUGAACGAAAUCAAGUACAUCGCGAGCGACCCUGAUGAAAAGCAUUUCUUCAACGUCAGCGACGAAGCUGCCCUGAAAGACAUUGUGGACGCUCUUGGAGAAAGGAUUUUCAGCCUGGAAGGAACCAACAAGAAUGAAAUCUCCUUCGGCCUCGAAAUGUCCCAGACGGGAUUUUCAUCGCACAUUGUCGAAGAUGGGAUCCUGCUGGGGGCGGUGGGGGCCUAUGACUGGAACGGCGCCGUCCUGAAGGAGACCAGCAGUGGAAAAGUGGUUCCCCAUCGGGAGUCCUACCUCCAGGAGUUUCCGGAGGAGCUGAAGAACCACGGAGCCUAUCUGGGUUAUACCGUCACUUCGGUAGUGUCAAAAAAGCUGGACAGGAUCUACGUGGCGGGGGCACCCCGCUUUAACCACACUGGGAAAGUGAUCAUCUUCACAAUGCACAUCAACCGCAACCUCACUAUCUACCAGUCGCUGAAAGGGGAGCAGAUCGGUGCCUAUUAUGGAAGCGAAAUUAAUUCUGUGGAUGUUAAUGGGGACGGGGUCACCGAUAUUUUGUUGGUUGGAGCCCCAAUGUAUUUCAGCGAAGGAAGAGAAAAAGGCAAAGUCUAUGUCUAUACCCUCAAAGAGGACCGAUUUGUCUCCAGUGGAUCAUUAAUGGACUUACCAAGCUACCAAAACUCCCGCUUUGGCUCCUCCAUUGCUUCUGUCUCGGACCUGAACCAGGACUCUUUCAACGACGUUGUUGUCGGGGCUCCACUGGAAGACGACCACCAGGGAGCCAUCUAUAUCUUCCAUGGCUAUAAAGAAAACCUCCUCCGGAAAUACAAGCAGAGAAUCCCGGCAGCCGAGCUUUCUCCAGGCUUGAUGUAUUUUGGGUGCAGCAUCCACGGGAAUCUGGACCUGAACGAAGAUGGCCUUGUCGACCUCGCUGUCGGCUCCCUUGGAAGCGCUGUGUUGCUUUGGUCUCGCAGUGUUGUCCGGAUCAAUGCCAGCCUCCGCUUUGAGCCCUUCAAGAUCAACAUCUUCAACAAGGACUGCAUCCGGAACGGAAAGGACGCCACCUGCCUCUCGGCCUUCCUUUGCUUCAUGGCCGUCUUCCUCUCGGCUCACUUCCAAGCAGCCAGCGUCACCCUGAAUUACAACGUCACCAUCGACGAGCGGCGGUACGUUCCCAGAGCCCAUCUUGACGAAAACGGAGACCGACUCACCCACAAAACGGCCACGCUAUUGGCAGGUCAAGAGCAAUGCGAGAGGAUGAAUUUCCAUGUCUUGGAUACAGCUGACUAUGUGAAGCCAGUCACAUUUUCCGUUUCCUAUGGCUUGGAUAGUCCUCACAAUGGAGCGGUGAUGGAGGAUGGGUGGCCAACUUCACUGAAAGUGGCUGUCCCCUUCUGGAAUGGCUGCAAUGAAGAUGAGCAUUGCAUCCCAAAUUUGGUCCUUGAUGCUAAAACUGACAUCCCGACUGCCAUGGAGUAUUGCAGGCGCGUACUGAGGAAACCACAUUCAGACUGCUCCACCUACACGCUGUCCUUCGAUGCCUCCAUUUUUGUCAUAGAAAGUUCCAGGAGGAGGGUGGCUGUGGAGGCCACACUGGAAAACGCCGGGGAAAACGCAUACAACACCGUCCUGAACAUUUCCUUCUCCAGAAACCUGCAGUUUGCAAGCCUGAUCCAGAAGGAUGACCUGGACAUUAACAUUGAAUGCAUGUCUGAGGAGAAGCAUCCAAACAGCAGGCUUUGCAACGUCAGCUACCCGUUCUUCAGAGCCAAAGCAAAGGUGGCUUUCCGCCUGGAUUUCGAGUUCAGCAAGUCUGUUUUCCUGCAAAGCCUGGAGAUCUUUCUAACCACCAAGAGUGACAGCGAAGAACAGGAAAGCACCAAAGGAGACAAUUCAGUCCUCCUGAAAUUCCCACUGAAGUAUGAAAGUGAUCUCCUCUUCACCAGGAGCUCAAGUCAGGACUAUUAUGAGAUCAAAUCCAACAGUUCUCUGGAGAGGUACGACAGCAUUGGCCCCCCUUUCAAUUGCACCUUUAAGCUCCAGAACCUGGGCCUUUUCCCCGUUGAUGGGGUGGCCAUCAAAAUCACGGUCCCAGUUGCCACGCGAGGAGGGAACCGGCUUCUGCAGCUCACCGACUUCCGGGUCCAUGAGGAAACCAUGAAAUGCCACAUCGGAGGCAACAAUACAGACUACCGCAGGGCGCCCUCAGAUGAGGACUUGGGGCGCCAUCCCCAGUUGAAUCACAGCAACUCUGAUGUGAUCUCAAUAGACUGCAAUGUGAACCUGGCAGCCAAUGGAGAAGUCAGCUUCCUCUUGUAUGGCAACCUCUGGAUGAAGUCGUUAAGAGCGAUGAAAUUCAAGUCCCUGAGGUUCGUGAUCAAUGCCGCUCUGCAGAGAGGCUUCCGCAGCGCCUUUGUCUUUCGAGAAGAGGAUCCCAGCCGGCAGAUUGUAUUUGAAAUCUCCAAAGUGGAGGACUCCCAGGUUCCCAUCUGGAUCAUCAUCGGGAGCACUUUGGGUGGCCUCUUGCUGCUAGGACUGUUGGUGCUGGCGCUGUGGAAGCUGGGCUUCUUCAAGAGUGCCAACCGCAAGCAAGAGGCAGAUCAGGACCAGAACGGCAAGGACUUGGACUGAGGCCUCUGCUUCUCAACCAAGGGACUCGGUGACACCUCGCUGCCCGGUGUGGUCCGGCACCGAGGCCAUCCUUUGUGUCGGUUUGCCCUCCCAUCAUUGAUAGCAACUACACUGCCCAUAGGAGCAGGGAGGUGAAGCCAGGCAAAGGCUCUUCAAACUGGGUUUCACCAUUUCCUUCUGCUUAAGACACUGGACGCACACAGAGCAGACUCCAAAGGGAGAUCUGUCCUUCACCAAAGCGCCCAGCCUUAGCUUUUCAAGGUGCCAGAAAAGGAGUGAGGUGGCCUCUAAAACCCCUUUACCUCUCAGCAAUGCAAAGAUACCUCCAGGAAGACUUCACACUUAAAAGAGAAAAAAAGGAGACAAAAAGAAGAGGGUGUGCUACAGAAUGCAACAAGGAGGAGAAGCGCAAAGAAGGAAUCAUUCAGAAUGGAUAAUCCUGCAAAGGUGGGACACAUUCCACUCCAAAUGGAUUAUUUUGCAAAAGGUGGAGUUCACUGUUGACUGGAUUUGUCUGCAAAAGAGAGCUUUACUCCCAAAAGUAAUAACAAUCGCAUCCAAUAUUGCAGUAUUCAACAUGACAAAUGUACAAUGCAGCAAUGACUCUUGCAACCAAGAACUGUUCGGUAUCACAUUUGGAAGAUGGGCCUGGAGUGAUCCCAAUAGCUAUUGCGAAGAGAGAGAAUGUUGUAAGGAAAAGGCACAAUCACGACACACAGAGCAAACCACGUUUCACCUCUAAAUCCAAAAGGUUCCAUAGUUUACAAAGAUCCUUCUUCUGCACCUGAGGCCCAUAUGCCUUUUGAAGGGCCUGGCAUGGGAGAAGUGUCCCUAUUGACAUACAUUAUCUUUCACACAUCAGGCCUCUUUCCAAGUUGUUUUUGGGUUGUUGUGCAUUUUCUGUGCUGUAUGGCCAUGUUCCAGAAGCAUUCUCUCCUGACAUUUCACCUGCAUUUAUGGCAGGCAGCCUCAGAGGUCUGUUGUAAAUUAGGAAAACAGCGUUUAUAUAUCUUUGGAAUGUCCAGGGUGAGAGAAAGAACUCUUGUCUGUUUGAGGUAGCUAUGAAUUGGCCACCUUGAUUGGCAUUUAAUGGCCUAGCAGUUUCAAAGCCUGGCUGGUUGCUAUCUGGGGGAAUCCUUUGUUGGGAGGGGAUUAGCUGUCCCUCAUUGUUUUUUGUCUGGAAUUCUCAUGUUUUUGAGUGUUUUUCUUUAUUUACUGUUAUGAUUUUAGAGGUUUUUUUUUAAAAUACUGGUAGCCAAAUUUUGUUCAUUUUCAUGGUUUCUUCCUUUCUAUUGAAAAUACAUGUGGAUUUCAAUGGCUUCUCUGUGUAGUCUGAUAUGGUACUUGUUAAAGUGGUCCAGCAUUUCUGUGAGCAUUUCUAAUCACCUCCCAAAAAAGGAUUCCCCCAGGCAGUAAGAAGCCAGACCUUGAAACUGCUAGGCCAUUAAAUGCUAAUCAAGAUGGUCAACUGCAACAUUCACACCUACCUCAAACAAACAAGAGUUCUUUCUCCCACUCUGUACAUCAUUCCAGUUAUAUAAACUCCAUUUUCCUAGUUUCCAACAGACCUCACAACCCCUGAGGAUGCCUGCCAUAGAUGCAGACAAAAUGUCAGGAGAGAAUGCUUCUGGAACAUGACCAGACAGCUCUGAAAACUCACAGCAACCCAAUGAUUCUGGCCAUGAAAGCCUUCAAAAAUACAGGUUUCUUUUCUUAACAUGGAACAGUGAUGGGAUUUCAAUCCCCUUCUUUUAAUGCACUGAACACACAUACACCCCCACUCCCAUUGUAAGCACCUUAACACAAACCUUCUAUCUUCAGCUGUAUAUACUUUUUCUGAAUCUAUUUACUUGUUUUUAAAAGUAAAGAAAACAAGAAAAGAACCAGUCUGAAGUGUUUGCCCGCAAUUUGUGCAAUUUCCAAAACCAACCCAGACAAAAAAGAAAAUGUAUUAUAUGUAUAUAGUUGUCUAUGAUGAAAAGGUAUUGAUUUGGCCAUUUCCCCUCUUCUGCAUAGUAGUUAUUUAUGCUAUUGUUAAUAUGAAUGACUAAAAUGAGAUAUCUGUUCAGCUGAAUGCAGUAAUGUAUGUAAAAAUGCUGCAGCCAUAAGAUCUUUUUUAAGGAAAUUAAAACUUUUUAAAAAAUGAA